AUGGCCGCCUCGGUUUCAUCCCCAUCCAUCACAACGGUGCAGUUCUUACCCCGGGCAGCCUACCAGCCAGUCUUGACUAUCGAGAAGGACCCCUUACGCCAUCACGACCAUGACCUGCACCCCUGGCGUCCCAAUGCCGCCGUGAGAUCGCAGGAAUCCGACUCUUUGUAUGCCCAGGCCAACAACCAGUAUCUGUACCACCUGUGGUACUCGGGGAAUCUGGCGCCCUUCAUGGCCACGCGCGUGCUGAGCAUUGCACCCUUCAAGAACGACCUCCUGAACACGAUUCAACGUGUCCUCAACAUCCUGCUCGACGGCCGCGUUUGGGAGGCCAAGCCUGGCGAGGCCUUUGCCAUCGAGCAGUGGUCCGAGGAGAUCGAUAUGCGGCGCGAGGCCCAGGACAAGGUCGUGGCCGUUUCGGACCUCGCCGAUGAGUCGCCGGACUGA
Messenger RNA from Dichotomopilus funicola, 447 nucleotides. RefSeq lists its product as uncharacterized. The transcript is spliced from 3 exons. The record is from RefSeq and is a predicted model, not a curated record. Lineage: Eukaryota; Fungi; Ascomycota; Sordariomycetes; Sordariales; Chaetomiaceae. Bases 1 to 447 code for a protein of 148 amino acids.